AUGCGAACAAUCGAACAAGCGAACAAGCGAACAAGCGAACAAGCCAACGACUUCCCCCCCGGAGCGAAGAUGCGAUACUACAACCUAGUGAGCAAAGUAAGUCUCGGGAAAAACCUGAGAGGGAAUCUGUUGGCGAAGCGAACCUUUAGUCAAGGGGGGAGCGGAGAAAAGGUGAAAUACGUAAAGGAGGGAAAGGCAAAGUACAUCUUUUGCACAGCAGUCACAUCAGUAGCACUCUCAGUCGCACUGACUUAUGCAUACGAAAAUUAUGUCCUGUAUAAAUGGAACCACAAGUAUGACUAUUCAUACAAUCCACACAUGAAGAUAAUCGAAAAUAAAUCGAAAGAAAAAAAAGAAGGAAAGAGAGAAAAAAAACAUGUAUCGAAAAACAUAAUCCUUGUUAGACAUGGACAGUACAUAAGAAAAAACAAAAGUGAUGAAAAUUCAAAAAAAUUAACAAAGGAAGGAUGCAAGCAAGCAGAAAUUACUGGAAAAAAACUCAAGGAUAUUUUGAAUGGUAAAAAAAUCAGUGUAAUAUAUCACUCAGAUUUAAUUCGAGCAAAAGAAACAGCAGAAAUUAUUAGCAAAUAUUUUCCUAAUGCUCAACUGGUAAAUGACCCUAACUUAAAUGAAGGUACUCCUUAUUUACCUGAUCCUAUUCCAAAGAGUUCCAAGUUUGAUAGCAAUAAAAUUCGAGUUGACAAUAAAAGAAUUAAUAAAGCAUAUGAGAGUUAUUUUUAUCAACCACCUGGGGAGGAGGAUGAGUAUCAGUUGGUAAUAUGUCAUGGUAAUGUCAUUCGGUACUUUUUGUGCAGGGCUUUGCAACUUCCUUUGUUUGCUUGGCUGCGUUUUUCCAGCUACAACUGCGGAAUUACAUGGCUCGUUUUGGAUGACGAGGGCUCCGUCGUCCUGCGCGAGUUCGGCUCCGUUUCGCACCUCCCCUUCGAUAGCGUCACCUACUUCUGA
Messenger RNA from Plasmodium cynomolgi strain B, 966 nucleotides. Its product is annotated as phosphoglycerate mutase. The transcript has 2 exons. The record is from RefSeq and is a predicted model, not a curated record. The coding region runs from base 1 to 966 and encodes 321 amino acids. Gene Ontology annotation, biological process: positive regulation of mitochondrial fission. Gene Ontology annotation, cellular component: mitochondrion. NCBI's taxonomy places the organism in Eukaryota, Apicomplexa, Aconoidasida, Haemosporida, Plasmodiidae.